This is a messenger RNA of Podarcis lilfordi (Lilford's wall lizard), 17294 nucleotides long. NCBI's taxonomy places the organism in Eukaryota, Metazoa, Chordata, Lepidosauria, Squamata, Lacertidae. The record is from the annotation of a GenBank genome assembly.
AUGUCGCGGCGGAGGUGGCGCGGUUCGCAGAGCGGCGAGGGCGGCGGCGGCGGCGGCUCGGGACGCGGCGGAGAGAUGGUGAAGAUGGCCGGCGGAGGCGGAGGAGGCGGGUCGGGGCGCUACUAUGGGGGAGGCCCUGACGGCGGCCGCGCGCCCAAGCGCCAGAAAACGGAAAACGCGGAUCACGGCCCGGGAGGAGCGGCCGGCGGAGGCGGGGUGAGGAGAGCCAGGGCUGGCGGCGGGGCGGGAAGGGCCUGAGGAGGAGGAGGAGGAGGAAGGCCGCGCGGCGGUACUUGGCGGGGGGGGGUGAGAGAAAGGGGGAGGGGGACGUGCGCGCGCAGCGUGGAAAACGAAGCGAAACGGGCCUGGUGGCGGAACCUCCAUGCGCAGGAGCAGCCUACCCCUCCCGGGAACUUCGCGCCGCCUUCGCUGGACGUAGCGGAAGCUCAAGAGCGGAGCCUCCACGUGCGGGAGCAGUCUACCAGAGGCAGGCGGGCGUCGGCCUUUCCACGCGUGCGCCGGCUGUCUUUUUUUUUUUAUGAUAUUUAUUAAAGUUACAAAAAAUAGAAGAAAUACAAAGUACAGAAAAAAGAGUAAAUUUUUUAAAAAUAUAACAAAAAAGUAUAGGAUAAAAAAGAAACAUACAAAAUAAAGCAGUUAAAAAGACAUUAAUUUUCUAAACCUAUCUUCCCUAGACUUAUUUCCCCGGACCUCCUCAUACCUCCCUUUUUUGUAUUCCAGUUCAGUUUGUUAGUUCAGCAAAUCCUUACCAUUAAACUUUUGCCCAAUUGUAAGCCUUUUUUCAUAUCUCUUAAAGCAUUACAGCUAAGAAGCUCUUAGUUUCUAUCCAACAUCCUUCUAACAUUCAUUAAUUUUACAGUAUUUCUGUAAAUAGUCUUUAAAUUUCUUCCAGUCUUCUUCCACCGACUCUUCUCCCUGGUCUCGGAUUCUGCCAGUCAUUUCCGCCAGUUCCAUGUAGUCAGCUUCAUCUGCCAUUCUUCCAGAGUGGGUAGAUCUUGUGUCUUCCAAUACUUUGCAAUGAGUAUUCUUGCUGCUGUUGUAGCAUACAUAAAAAGGGUUCUGUCCUUCUUUGGCACCAAUUGGCCGACAAUGCCCAGAAGAAAGGCCUCUGGUUUCUUCAGAAAGGUAUAUUUAAAUACCUUUUUUAUUUCAUUAUAAAUCAUCUCCCAGAAAGCCUUAAUCCUUGGGUACGUCCACCAAAGGUGAAAGAAUGUACCUUCAGUUUCUUUACAUUUCCAACAUUUAUUAUCAGGCACAUGGUAGAUUUUUGCAAGAUUUUUGUCCUAAGGGGGAAACAAGGGCCCUACUUCUACGCGAGUGCAGUUCUGGUUCUAAACGCAGCAUAAGGGGUCUCUCUAGUAUAGUGUAUUUUUCAGUAUAGUAUAUUUUAUUGUGUAGUAUAGUGUAUUUAAAAAUGGGGUUUCAGAGUUUUUAGGGGUUUUUGAAUGUUUUGUGUAGUUUUUCAAUUUCAUUGUUCUGUAUGGGACAAUGACAAUAAAGAGAUCGUAUAUCGUAUUGUAUAUCUAACCCUAAAAACGCUUUGGAUUUCAUAUUCGGUGUAGUGCAUGCAGACGUACAGUACGUAAACACACACAUAUACAGUGGUUCCUUGGGUUACAGACGCUUCAGGUUACAGACUCCGCUCGCCCAGAAAUAGUACCUCGGGUUAAUAAUAAUAAUAAUAAUAUAUUACAGUGGUACCUCAGGUUAAGUACUUAAUUCGUUUUGGAGGUCCGUUCUUAACCUGAAACUGUUCUUAACCUGAAGCACCACUUUAGCUAAUGGGGCCUCCUGCUGCCGCCGCCGAAGCCCAAUUUCUGUUCUCAUUCUGAAGCAAAGUUCUUAACCUGAAGCACUUUCUGGGUUAGCGGAGUCUGUAACCUGAAGCGUAUGUAACCUGAAGCGUAUGUAACCCGAGGUACCACUGUAUUUAUCCCCAGCCACUCUGGGCGGCUUCCAACAAAACACUAAAAUACAAUAACCAUUAAAAGCAAUAACCAAUAAACAUUAAAAGCUUCCCUAAACAGGGCUGCCUUUAGAUGUCUUCUAAAAGUUUGGUAGUUAUUUUUCUCUUUGACAUUGGUGGAAGGGCGUUCCACAGGGCGGGUGCCACUACUGAGAAGGCCCUCUGCCUGGUUCCCUGUAACUUGGCUUCUCGCAGCGAGGGAACCGCCAGAAGGCCCUCGGUGCUGGACCUCAGUGUCCGGGCAGAACGAUGGAGGUGGAGACGCUCCUUCAGGUAUUAAGGUAUUAAGAGGUAUUAAGGGUUAAGAACUUUGCUUCAGGAUGAGAACAGAAAUCACACAGCGGCAGUAUUAGCUAAAGUGGUGGUUCAGGUUACAAACAGUUUCAGGUUAAGAACAGACCGUCAGAACGAAUUAAGUUCUUAACCCGAGGUACCAGUGUAGAUAGAUAUAGGUACAGUGGUACCUCGGGUUACAUACGCUUCAGGUUACAGACUCCGCUAACCCAGAAAUAUUACCUUGGGUUGAGAAAUUUGCUUCAGGGUGAGAACAGAAAUCGUGCAGCGGUGGCACGGCGGCAGCAGGAGGCCCCAUUAGCUAAAGUGGUGCUUCAGGUUAAGAACAGUUUCAGGUUUAGAACAGACCUCCAGAACGAAUUAAGUUCUUAACCCGAGGUACCACUGUACAUGUUUAUAAAGGCACACAAGGAGGCCUGUGUAAACCUGCAGUUCAGCUGCCUCGUUUUUUGCAAAGGUUGGGAGGGUGCUGUUUUUUCCUCAGGUGACAAAGAUGCAGCCCAUAAUAGUCCCUGCUGAAUGCCAGGCGCAUGGCAAAGGCCUCAUUAUUUUAGCAGGUAUUUUAAGGCAGUUCUUUUGCUUUUGUAAUGAAUAUUCAUGGCUCUUACUCUCUUUAUGAUGGUUGUUGUUUUUUUUAAAAAAAAAUCCCCACCACUUAGAAAUUCUGAAUGAAUACAUAGCUAAAUCCGAAGCGGAGUACGCCCAUUGAAACCUAUGAAACUAAGUUAAUUGGGUCAAUUAACUUCCUAGGGUCUACUAUGAGAAGGAUUAGCAUUGAAUGCCCCCAUGACGCCUCACUUUGUGUGCCCUUUCCUACCCUGCUGCCCACCAGAUGUUUUGGACUGCAGCGCCAGUUGUAGUCCAAAACAUGGAGGGCAGCAGAGUGAGAAAGAAUGUACUGACGUAAUUGAACAGGGUAGUAGUAGGUGUUAGGUGGUACUGUUUUGUGCUCCACUAAAGGACUCUUUGGGGACGCGGGUGGUACUGUGGGUUAAACCACAGAGCCUAGGGCUUGCCGAUCAGAAGGUCAGUGGUUCGAAUCCCCGCGACGGGGUGAGCUCCCGUUGCUCGGUCCCAGCUCCUGCCCACCUAGCAGUUCGAAAGCACAUCAAAGUGCAAGUAGAUAAAUAGGUACCGCUCCGGCGGGAAGGUAAACGGCAUUUCCGUGCGCUGCUCUGGUUCGCCAGAAGUGGCUUAGUCAUGCUGGCCACAUGAUCCAGAAGCUGUACGCCGGCUCCCUUGGCCAAUAAAGCGAGAUGAGCGCCGCAACCCCAGAGUCGGUCACGACUGGACCUAAUGGUCAGGGGUUCCUUUACCUAAGGGACUCUUUAUCUUUAGCAACUGCCACAAACUUUGAUGGCUGGUAGACUGGGUGGCACUAUAAAAUAGACAUUAAACCUGUGAAGUAGAGGGACUUAACUCAUAACUUGCAAGCAGAGCCUAGGAGUAUCGGGCAGCAUAGCUCUCAAGUACCAGAUACAAGGCACAGAACAUCGGGUUGUUGUCACCAUCUCUCCUCCGAUUCUGCACCAAUUGGAAAUGGCAAGCUCAGUAAGAUGGUGCCCUUCAUUCUGAUUUACAGGGUUUUUCUUUAACCUCAUCCUUAAUACAUAGGCAAAGUAGUGUGUUGCUAAUAAAAUUAUAUUGAUAAUAGGAGAAAGUUUAGGGUUCUUUUUAAUUAACCCCAAAUUUGCUAUAGUUCAGCUGCCAAAAGCAAAUUUCAGGAAAAGCAAACAGCUCCCCCCCCCCCCAAUACAUCGUGGUGUGGAGGAAAUAAAAUGUAGUAACAGUGGUGGAUACAUCUGGGAAGAAUACCUUGCUCCACACACUCUGUGAGGUGCUAGGCAGGACAAAAGCUCUUUUUCAGAUUUCUGAUGGGAUUAGGACAGUUCAUUGCUAACACAGUGGAACCACAGGCUUGAAGCAGUCACAAAACCUUGGAUGAGGGUUUGUGUUGAAAUAAGGACUGAACCUCUUGGCCAGAGGUUGCAACCUUUUUUGACCAGAGGGCCAUAUUUACUUUUAGCUCACCCUCCUGGAGCCACAUAUGAGUGCUGGCUGUGGCUGCACCACACUUGGGUAUGAGAGCCAGCGUGGUGUAGUGGUUAAGAGUGGUGGACUCGUAAUCUGGUGAACCGGGUUCGCGUCUCCGCUCCUCCACAUGCAGUUGCUGGGUGACCUUGGGCUAGUCACACUUCUCUGAAGUCUCUCGGCCCCACUCACCUCACAAAGUGUUUGUUGUGGGGGAGGAAGGGAAAGGAGAAUGUUAGCCACUUUGAGACUCCUUCGGGUAGUGAUAAAGUGGGACAUCAAAUCCAAACUCCUCCUCAGCUGCUCUGUGCAGAUUAGCCAAGGGGGAUGAUUAUUGCCCCUUCUCCACUCAUCAAGUGAUGCUGUCAUCAGGGUGUUGGGCUCAUCCACCUCAGCACUGUCUAUAUUUUUGCCUCUGCCACCAAAAUUGGGAUGGGGACAGAAAAAGUGCUUGGGAUCAGGCUGCCAAAGUAAGACAAAUCCAGAUACUCAACUAGUGGAGUUUACUGUCUGCUACUAGCAACAUGGGCAUCUCUGGAAGGAGUUGGAUUGGCUUGUGAGAGGUGAGAGGAAAUAAUGAUGACUUGAAUAGAGGGUGCUUUUCACAGUGUGCCCAGAUUGAGAAUAGGGAGAAUUUUGUAACCAUCAGUUGCAAAGUAGUCUUACCCCCCCCCAUAAAAAAAGAGUCUCGGAUGAAGGCAUGAGUCUUAAUUUCUCUGGGGGAAAUACCGUAUUUUUUGCUCUAUAAGACUCACUUUUUCCCUCCUAAAAAGUAAGGGGAAAUGUGUGUGCGUCUUAUGGAGCGAAUGCAGGCUGCGCAGCUAUCCCAGAAGCCAGAACAGCAAGAGGGAUUGCUGCUUUCACUGCACAGCUAUCCCUCUUGCUGUUCUGGCUUCUGAGAUUCAGAAUAUUUUUUUCCUUGUUUUCCUCCAAAAACUAGGUGCGUCUUGUGGUCUGGUGCGUCUUAUAGAGCGAAAAAUACGGUAACUUGAACUGUCUCCUACUGUUUUUGGCAGUAACUUCUCCAGCUGCCCAAGGGCAACUUUGUUAUCUUUGCUCAGACUGGUUUUGUUCUGUUUUUUAAAAAAUAAAGAGUCUAGGUUGUUUUUUCAAGUUUACUUGCCAUUGGGAGGGGUAGUUACUUUUCUCACAGAAAUACGGUGACUUCGUGGUGUUGGAGAUGAAGCCUAUAUUUCGAUCUAGAAAUGUGUAGUAUCAGGAUGGAGCCUGCUCUUAAUUGUUAAGUAUAUAAAAUAAAAUGCCUGAGUGUGGCAAAGGAGGCUUUGGAGAGUCAAGUUAAUACAGAAAGAUUUUCCUUAAUGUUUGAUUACUCCACUGAGGAGGCUCCACGUCUUUUUCCUUGUGGGGCAAUUCCUAGAGAGAAAUAACCUUUGUGUAAAGAGGCUAUUCAUUUGUGGCUAGAAUGGUUUGCGGUAGAGAACAAAGUUUUUCUCUUCUUUCGCCCCUGGCAGGAGAACUAUGAUGAUCCCCACAAACCAGCUGCUUCCCCUGUCGUCCACAUCAGGGGCCUGAUCGAUGGUGUUGUGGAAGCUGACCUUGUAGAGGCCCUGCAGGAAUUUGGCCCCAUAAGGUUAGGAGUGGGCAAAUUGGGCAUCUGACGAGAUGGAAUGGAGGAUGGUUGGACAUUUGUGUAGUGCUGACUACUUCGGCAGUGUAAGCAGCCUGGUUCCUUUUCUUCCCCCAAGCUAUGUGGUGGUGAUGCCCAAAAAGAGGCAGGCUCUGGUGGAGUUUGAGGAUAUCUUGGGAGCCUGCAACGCUGUGAACUACGCAGCUGACAACCAGAUCUACAUCGCUGGGCACCCAGCCUUUGUCAACUACUCCACCAGCCAGAAGAUUUCACGCCCCGGCGACUCAGAUGAUUCUAGGGGAGUCAACAAUGUUCUUCUCUUCACCAUCCUGAACCCCAUCUACUCCAUCACAACGGUGCGUAGUGAUGCUGCAUGUACUCAGCCAGAAACACUUGAACGUAAUUGGUCCAUGCCUUUGUUGGGGGCCCCAGGGUUCAUUUCAUACACGGUGCAGAUGAAUAAAUUAUAGCUGCCAGGAUAAAUGCUGUCCUUGCAAGUCCAUCUAGGUCCACAAAAUAGUUUGCCUGGAUCCUAGGGUGGAUGGCAGCAGUGUGUUCCAUUGUUUUUGAAGAUGCUCUGUUGCCUUUUAUCUGUUGCCUGUGGUCUUGUGACUAGUAAUUAGAUCUACUAGGUUAGGGUCUGACCUUCCAGAUGUUGGACUCCAGGUCCCAUCAGUCUUUUUCACUGUGGCCAAUGAGCAGGGAUUAGGAGGGUUGUAGGCCAAGAACAUCUUAAGGGCUACAUGUUCCCCAGUUUUAAAAAUAUGUGAUUGUUUUUCAUCUUACAGGAUGUGCUGUACACGAUCUGCAACCCAUGUGGCCCAGUGCAGCGGAUUGUUAUCUUCCGAAAGAAUGGUGUCCAGGCUAUGGUGGAAUAUCCUUUUUUCCCCUGGGGUCUGGGAAGCCUGUAGUAAUUGAACAAUGUUUGUCCUUGGAAUAGUUCAAAAUAAGUGCCUAGCAGUUUGGGCAAACAAAUUGCUUUUAUCUGUUGUCUCAGGCUUUUUGACAAUAACAUAUGCUGUGCCACUAGCCUGAAGAAAGAUUAUUACCGUUCUGUCUUCAUUUGAGUUUCAGUGAGUAGUCUCCUAAUUCAGCUCUUCAGAAGACAGUUACAGUGGUACCUCAGUUUUCGAACGCCUCCAUAGUCGUACGUUUUAGAACUUGAACGCCGAAAACCCAGAAGUUAAGUACCUUGGUUUUUGAAUGCACCUCGGAAGUCAAACAGGAAACACGGCUUCAGUUUUGAAUUUUCCGUAUUGAGGCUUGCGUUCUGAGACUUCCGCUUUCGGUUUUCUGACCUCUCGGAACUUGAACAGACUUCCGGAAUGGAUUAUGUUCGAAAACCGAGAUACCACUGUACUUCUGUUUUGUGGACUCCCUUGAUCAGGGGUAGGCAACCUAAGGCCCAUGGGCCACAAGCGGCCCACGGGGGUCGUUUAACUGGCCCACAAGCCGCCCACUUGGUGAGUCCCCGCGCGUUGCGCAGAACGGCGUGGGGGCUCGCUUCCGCAGCACUGGAAAUCGGAAAUCGCAUCUACGUAGAUGCUGGAAAUCAUGUCUGCACCAGAUGCGGACGCCAGAAAUCAUGCGCACGUAAUCCAGCCCACGGACGGAUCUCCUCUGGAGUGAACCGGCCCAGGUGAGGUAAACCUUGCCGACCCCUGCCCUUGAUAGUCUGCUCUACUAUGAGAGCAUAGGUUUACAAAUCCCCAAGUCCUGUUUGAGCCUCUGGCUUUGGUCAAGGCCUGGAGCCAUCUGGGAAUUGGCAGAACACUGUGUCAGGCUUGUUCACGUGGCCCUCACCUGAUUACCUGAGCAAUAUGCUUGCAAACCACAGGUAUCUCCACCUGAAGGAGCAGUCUCUACAAUAAAAGGCAAGAAGCAAUUACAGUUUCAGUGGGGUGGGUUUAGUUCUGAAUGCAUGUGAUCUCAACCUGGACAUAUGAGGUGGAAGGACACUGAUGUACUUCUGAAAGGGUCCAACAAGAAGAACUUCAAAGUUGAAGCAUUAAGUUUUUUCAGUGGCCAAAAGGCUGCCCCAAUUUCUCCAAGGCUUCCUUAACACUACAAACAUUUGACUCUGUGCAGAGCGCUCAGAGAGCAAAAGCUUCUCUGAAUGGGGCUGACAUUUAUUCUGGAUGCUGUACUCUGAAGAUUGAAUACGCAAAGGUGAGUGUCGCUUUGAAGAAUUUGAUAGGGUUCUUUGUGCCUGUAGAAGCAUCUUCUGUGUGAUCCUUGGUGAAUUGAAAGGGGCCUGUAGAAAGGGAGUUGACCCUUGCCAUCAAAAAUGUGUAUAAGUAUUCUGUCCCUUAGUUCAGGUAUGUCACUCCCUGUUCCAGGGCUCGUGGAACAGGGCUAUUCUACAAUAUGUUUUUUCCAGCCCUAAAGCAUCCCUUUCUAAUGCGGCUCCCUCCAAAAAAAAACCACUCCUAAAACAUACUGGUUUGUGCUCUGAUUUGUGUUGAGUCUUGCUUUCUCAUCCAACAUGGCAUUAGCUACAUUAUGUUACUGCUGGCCAUAAGGGGAAUCACAAAAGUGGAAAGGGCGUGAAGUCUACACAUGCUGACUAAUCAGUGGAACGUGUUGUUAAAAAAUUGUGGCUAACAGCAAAGAAGACUCAAAAAUGCAUGGGGGAAUAAGUAUAUGGGUUGUUGCCUGCAGUAGCAAAAAGUACACCUGCCAAGUUAAUGUUACUGACUAACGGGCUAAAGUUGGGUCAGUAAUGGUCACUGUACCUUGUUGAUGGCUCUUAGACUGAGCUGGAUGAAUUGCUGGUCUGGCCUAGCCUUUGCACUGUUUUGCACUCAACCAUCAGUGCAAUCAAGCUUUCGGAAGAGGCAUAGCUAAGGGUUGGCCACAUAAUUUGGACAUCUUGCAUUACUUUUGUACGGCCGUGUGUGUUUGUUUUUUAGCCAACCCGCCUGAAUGUUUUCAAGAACGACCAAGACACAUGGGACUACACCAACCCCAACCUCAGUGGACAAGGUAACCUUGAUAGACUGCUUUGCAGCCACACAUGAACCCUUGCCUUUCCCGUUGAGUAGCACACUUCAUAGAUCUGAUUUGUGUGAUGUAAUGCCAUUUGCCUGCUGUCCAGCAUUGUGGCUGAUUUUGGAAGUCUUGAGCUAGUGCAGCUGUGCUUUGACUUCUGACGUUUUUUGUAAGGCGUUAUCAGGCCACCAGAGCCUUUAUGAAGGAGGCCUAAUAAGACAUUUAAGAUAAGCGGUUGUAAAUAGUGACAAGUAGUUUUGAAGGGAAAUGUGUAUUCUCGUUGGCAUGUUUAAGGUCUCCGGGACAACAAUGAAUUCACUUCCUCCACCCAGUAUAGGCAGGGCCAUGGGACCAGGCUUCAGUCACAGCGCCAGUUUCUCUGGCUCCACCUUCCUUUCCUUCCCUUGCCUAGGAUAGUCUCCAAUCUACUUGUGGCAAGAUUCGAGAACUGGAACACAGCAUUGGGAAUAUGGUGGCACAGUUAAAAGGAGGUGGUUCCUGAAGUUGAACUUCAGGGCACGUGUGGAGCCUGUGUAAGGUACAGCUAACCAGGGUGAAGAACGGGCAUCGCUAAUACUAUUUUGCAAAAGGCAACGCCAAAUGGACUUUCAGGAAGCGCUUGAUCCUGGAGGUAGCACUUCAGGGAAUGGCUGUUCUCAUCUGCUUGAAAAACAAGGUGCAUUGUUGAAAGCAGGCGCGUCAAAAUGGCCUAUUGCCCCAACCCUGAUCCAGCUGGUGGGUGGUUGCAUAGCACGCCUGCCAUUCAGUGGGUUGGGUGUGGGCUCCUUCCCCCUGAGAAGUCUCAGGUGACACCUUACUGUGCACAUAGCACGGAGAUGGUGAAGGAAGGGGGCUUUGUUCAGGCCGAAGGUAAGGCUGUGCAUUAAGCUCACAGAUAUUUUUAGGGGCCAGGAAUGUGGCCUUUCAGCUGGUGGUCUCAAGCGCCAUUUCCUUGAAAGUGGAAUUAAGGAGGAUGAACAAGUUAGAACGUUAACAUGCUCCAGAUCAGCCCACAAUCGGCUGAAGAGCAGUGUCUUGGUUUCUGAACCGGAGGGGAGUGGCAGGUCUUAUGUGACCCACCUUAUUUUAGCGGCUUGUGUGCAAGGGUGAUGCUGUCUUUUUGUGUGUUACACCACAAGCAGUGUAAUUUACACAACAGGCAUUAAAUUGGCUUAAAGAUGGGGUUUGUGUGGUCUUGCACCCUUAAAACUUCGGCGUUGCACUGCCUUCUUCCACGGAUGUAGAGAUCACCGGGUGCUGCAGGGAAGCAGUUGUGGGGGGCGGGCUGGAGGAAGCUGUUGAUCGAGGGGGCUGGCCAAGGUCAUUUUGGGCCCCACCCCAUAGCAAAGCAAGCAAUGGCAUUACAUGACUUGACAUGAACAUGACUCACUUUCUCCUCCAAGGUACAUAACUAGAAGAUUGUACAGAUUGGCAGUGGCUAGUUGGCAGGGCUGUGCAAUUCAGUUAGCUGCCUCCUGGCUCUCCUGUCUUUAGGCUGGGCAAAGAGGAGGUACACUAACCUGGCCUUUCCCCAGCUCUGAACAGUGCGUUCACACAUGACCCUGGGGGAACCGUAUGCUACUGCAGCCGAAGUCCUGAAUUGCCUGUGAUCUGCCUUCUGCUACACACGCUUUAACACCACACAGUGUAGGAAAAAAAAGCCAACCUUCCACUAGCUCUGCCUGGAGAAAACACGCAGCAUCUUAACAAAGUACCUGAAAAGCAGCAGAUUUGAGUUCCAAUUCUUUUACAUCAAGAACACCACACCGUGAUCCAAGAAACAUCUACAAGCACAGAGUGAGACAGAGAGAGAAUGAGAGAGAGAAAGACGCACCAGGCCACGACAUUCUUACAAAUCCAAAACAAACAAACCAAACCUUGAACCCAAGAAUGUUACACAGAAACUAGGAAAACACAGACCAGAUGGGUCUCAGACAAAUGCACCAGCGCUCUUACCGGAGAACGGAGUAGAUCCCAGAGACCCUCCAAGACAUAGGACGCUCUCCAUAUCAACACGGUUUGGUUUGGGAGGGCAGUUUAUCACUCCUUUUCUCGCAGUCCACGGCUGCCAACAUUUAUCAGCGCCGAGCGGAGACAGACAAAAAAACACCAAGUACCCAGAGCCCCCAGCUCCCUAGAGACUUGGGGGUGCUUUCUGCUCCAGGGGGCACUUGGGAUCCAAGGCACAUUCCAUUAUCAGAGGAGAGACAUGCACACGGGAGACCUACACAGAGCCAGAAGCACCAAACCUGUUAACAGCACAUGACAAAAACAUCAGGAGAUGCAACACGGAAGGGACACUCAUUAUUACACCUUUGUUAUGUCCUUUUUUUCCUUGAUACCAUCUGAAGACAAACAAAAACAUCUCUGUGAGCCCUAUUUUUACUUUAAAAAACUUUUUUUUACUUGAAAUUGUAUCAGUUUGGUGCCUGUUGACUUGUAUUUGACUCUGAAACCAUGUAACGCAGGGUCGCAGUGUAUGUUUGAUGGGACGCCAUCUUUCAGAACUGUGCUUACACUGUUGAAGCGUCCAAUGGUAAGAGAAAUGCAGAAUAUGUAUGUGACAAUGGACAUUGUACUGUGUACUACUGCUGUAAGUAGCCCUUUUCAAUCUUUGUAAUGACUAUCGAAAUAAACUGCAAAACACCCCUUUUUUGUUUUGUUAGAGCAACAGUGAUAUUGUAUGGAUUGCUUAAAUUCUUCUGCCUUGUAUACAAUCACGUGUUUUAACUUGACUGCUGUUUUUUUUUGCUUUGCUUUUGGCGUACUCUCCUCAGUCUCUUGCUUAGUCCCUUUACCUUUGCUAGGGUUGGGUGGGGAUGUUAGUUUUUUAUAUUAUUAUUCUUGUUGCCCUGAGUAGAACUGUCAAGUCCUUUGACUCCCUUCUCCUCUUCCUCCCUCCUCCCCUCAGCGAAGGUCACCUAUCUUUAUAACUCGUUUCCAUGUUGAUAAGGUUUGGCAUGCUCUCAGACACCACCGGGUGCAGAAAUUGAACUUCACUUAGGCCAAAAGGCAGAUGUUUCGAGGAGAACACUGGAUCCAAAUGCAAACCUGUGCCGACCACGACCUCGGAGUAGGUCAGACAAGUGGCAGUGCUCUGCUUAAAAGGCAUAUCAGCCUUUAAAAAAAGGCUGGAUUUGUAGCGUUGCAAGAGAAAGCCAAAUGUCCCCUUCCAGAGCUGCUGCCCCUGCUCCCUAGCUCAAAAUUUGUGUUUGGGGGGUGGGGUGGAGCUGUUUGUCUGCCUCAGGAGAAGAGUUGGGUGCACUUUGGACCCUUGAAAAAUGAGUAGACCUUUCGCCACCUUCUGCCUUCCAGUGGCUGGAGGCAGAUCUUAUUCUCAAGGUGUUGGAAAUAUUUAACUUGAGGAGAGCCAUGGGGGUGGACUUGUGACUUUCUAGCAUCCAACACGUGCCCCAGAGAUACAAGUGCCGGGCUUUUGCUGCCUUUUCCUGAUGGCCUCCUCUUUUUGGACAGGUGAGCCAGGUGGGAACCCCAACAAGCGUCAGAGGCAGCCUCCUCUCCUUGGGGACCAUCCGGCUGAAUAUGGUAAGAAGCCGGCACACGGCAGCAGCAUCCGGGGGAACAGACCCCAAAUCUCUAGCCUCGCCUUGAGCUCUCGAUGUUUGUUCCCUCCCCAGGAGGACCUCACGGUGGCUACCACGGGCACUAUCACGAUGAAGGCUAUGGCCCUCCACCGCCUCAUUAUGAAGGGAGGCGGAUGGGCCCACCUGUCGGGGGCCGCCAUAGGGGGCCGAGCCGCUACGGGCCUCAGUAUGGACACCCCCCUCCUCCACCCCCACCCCCAGAGUAUGGCCCCCAUGCUGACAGCGCAGUCCUGAUGGUUUAUGGCUUGGAUCAGUCGAAGAUGAACUGUGACAGAGUGUUCAACGUCUUCUGCCUGUACGGAAAUGUGGAGAAGGUAAUUAAAGCUGACUGUCUCCUUCUCCCAGAGCCUGCUCUGUCUUGCUCCUUUUACCCAAAUUUGAGAAGCUGAGUCGGAGAACACAUGUUGAGCUUGCUGGCAAAACGACAGUGCAGUUCUGCUUGCCGUCGUGAUGAUGGAUGGGCCUAUAUUAUCUUUCAGCAGUAGAGGUUAGGCAGCAGAAGAUUACUCUUCCCCCUUGAUUUGGAAGCAGACCUGUACAAAUGACUUGAUGCCACUGGAAAGAGACACUCUCAGUUCUCUUCGCUGUGGUCUAGCUCUGAGCUCUCUUUGUCAUGAUAUGAGUUGUAUAUGGCGUUGAGAUUACUUCCAUGUCUGGUCUUCAGGCUCCAUCUCCUCUUCCUCUCUCUGCUCGUACCGCCCACUUGUGUGCCCCAUCUUUCUGGGGCCAUUUCACCAACACACCCAGGGUGAUGAGCAGGGCAAAGCUUCAAAGAUUGCUGCUGCUGUUCUUGUUCCUGGUUCCUCUCACUGCUCUGUUGAGGUCAGAUGAACAGGCAGCAACAGGAAAAAGGAAGAGAGGUGUUGGUUGCAGCAGAUGCUUGAUAAUGUCAACCCCUGAAACUGAUGAGAGUGGAAUUUGAUGGCAGUAGGUUUCUUAUGUCUUGCUGCAGUGACGGGGGGCUUUCUGAUACUGGGAAUUUACUCUUUUGAGAAGACAGUUCUCAUAGGUUCUCAGUCACUGAAAGUUGAACCAGAGUGUCCAGAAUGCCAAGAGUAUAGAACCUCGUUCCUAAUGCAGCAGGAAAACAGGGCUGAAUUUUAAAAAGGCAAGUGGUUGCUGAGUAAGGGAAGCUCGUACUUGCAAUUCAAUUAAAAAAUGUGCCUCCUGCAAACCAGUGGCCAAAUGAAAGAUGGUGGCGGGAUUGGCUAAGGAAUCUACAGGCGACUGAGGAAAGUUAAUACUGGAUACACUGGCUACACUCUUGUGCCCAGUGUCCACACAGUAAAUGCCUCGAGUGCAGGUUUGUGGCUAUACCUUAGAGUUGGGGUUUUGUUUCCAAAAGGGAUCGAUCCAUGCCAACAGUUGAUUGUGUUUCAACAAAGGUUUGUGUUUUGUUAGGUGAAGUUCAUGAAGAGCAAGCCUGGAGCUGCCAUGGUGGAGAUGGCUGACGGUUACGCGGUGGACCGAGCAAUCACUCACCUGAACAACAACUUCAUGUUUGAUCAAAAGCUGAAUGUAUGGUGAGUGCUGCUACCCCUAAUUUUCAUCAGGGCUCAUUCAUUUAUAUAUAUAUAUAUAUUAACAUAUCAUUUUCAACCGUAAUUAAACAUACUUUUACAUCUUAUUCAAUUUUUUUGACUUCCAUCAGUCCUGUCUGAAAAUUUUCCAAUCUAAUCUCCUAGUAUGCAUUUCUUAUUUUUCCUAUUACAUUUUAAACUCAUAACCAAUAUCUCUAUCUUUUUCUACUUUGUAACACUUUGUAUAUUUCUCCUUACAAAACUUCUUGUAGUCCUACUAGCGUAAUUUGUUGAUUACAGUUGCUCUUCAAAUAAUUCAUAUACUUCUUCCAAUCUUCUGUAAAUCUCUGGUCCCGCAGGUUUCGAAUCCUUCCUGUCAUUUUAUCCAAUUCUGCAUAGUCCAUUAAUUUUGUCUGCCAUUCUUCUUUUGUCGGAAUUUCUUCUUGUUUCCAUUUCUGGGCUAACAAUACUCUUGCCACUGUUGCUGCAUAUAUGAACAGUUUGACAUCUUGUCUAUUAAUGUCUUGGCCUAUAAUACCAAGUAAAAAUGCUUCUGGUCUUUUUAAGAAUGUAUAUUUCGACAUCUUUUUCAUCUCAUUAUAUAUCAUUUCCCAAACGUUCUUUACUUUCUUACAUUCCCACCACAUGUGAUAAAAUGUUCCUUCAUUUUCUUUACAUUUCCAACAUCUAUUAUUUGUCUUAUACAUUUUAGCUAAUUUCACUGGUGUAAUAUACCAUCUAUACAUCAUUUUCGUCAAAUUCUCUCCUCAGGGCUCAUUCUGCUCGGUUCUCUGCCCUUGAAGGCUGCUCCUUGCCCUUAACAUUUGCCCGCUCUUAAGCUGUGCGUUUCCUUCCGACAGUGUUUCCAAGCAACAGGCCAUCAUGCCUGGCCAGUCUUACGGCCUUGAAGACGGUUCAUGCAGCUACAAGGAUUUCAGCGGCUCUCGGAACAACCGGUUUUCAACCCCGGAGCAAGCAGCCAAGAACAGGAUCCAGCACCCCAGUAAUGUGCUUCAUUUCUUCAAUGCUCCUCUGGAGGUGACAGAAGAUAACUUCUACGAGGUAAUGCCUCAGGCCCAUCUUGGAGUCAGGUAACAUAGAAAAGGGAGUUCGGCAGUUGGUCUGGCCAAGGGAGAGUCUCAAGAGGUGUGCCAAGGCCUGCUGCCCAGAUGGAUCACAGGCCUCGCCCGGUAUUUGGCUCCCUAGGAGGAUUGCCACAUCAUAGGUGUGGGAAGGAAGGGACGAUGUGGCAGUGCUAAAACAUUCUGUGAAAAUAGGACUACAAGUUAUUUGUCAUGUCCCCGGCACCUUACGUUCUAGAUAAGUAACUGUUCGCGGUGCAAAAGCAUUUUUCUUCUCUGGGAUUUGGAAACUGAACAUGACUUAACAUGCAUGUUAUAAAAAACUCUGCCAUCAGUUUCAUAACUUAACACUUGCAUUGUAUUUUUAUCCUGUCAGAUCUGUGAUGAACUGGGGGUGAAGAGACCAGCUUCAGUCAAGGUGUUUUCGGGGAAAAGUAAGUACAUGCUGCAGUUUUCAAGCCUCAAAAUGCUGCUAUUCAGCAAGCAGGAAUAAGGGCUGGAUGGUUCACCUCAGCUAGCUAGUUAAAACACCGGGCUCCACAUCAGCUUGUCCAUUUUACCUUAUACUGGUGUUCAGAACAGUGUUUGUUGAGGCAGCAAAACUAAGGCUGGCUGCAACAUGCUUUCACUUGGGCCAGGGAAGAGCCUUGAAGAUUUAAAUGGUGUAUGGGUGGGGAAACAGCAUCGUUCCCCUUUCUUAGCCACCCUGGCCGGCCAGCCAGUCCUGUGCACAUUCUCCAUGGUGGCCCAACUAUGUCUUCACUGUUAACAUCUUCAUAGGUGAAAGGAGCUCCUCUGGCUUGCUGGAAUGGGAAACCAAGGGUGAUGCCCUGGAGACUCUGGCAUUCCUCAACCAUUACCAGAUGAAAAACCCAAGUAAGCUCUGUGGGGUGUGCAUGUUGUGGGUUGGAGGCUUUUUCCCUAAAACCUCCUGCUGGCAGGAAGUGGAGUAGUUGCCAACAGGUUUCUGACACUUUUGGAAUUGUUAAGGCAGCAUUAUCUAUAUGCUCCCCCCAUGUUGCUGGCCUGCAACUUCAUCCUUUCCAUUGGCCACACUGGCUGGGGCUGAUGGGGAGUUAGUUACUGUGACGUUUGAAGGGCCACAGUUUCUGCACACCUGAUCUAGGGCCUACUGGAAGGUCUGCUGUUGGGCUGCUGCUGCCACUACCAUGAACACCAACUAUGUUGAAAAGGGCAGGGAGGAGGGCAGGCUCCCGCGUGGGCUCACUGCCAACUGGGCCUAAACUUUGAGGUUCAGCCUGUAUUGUAAUAGGCUCUUUUUUUCUGAACCCCCCCCUUUCAAUACUCUUGAUACCAUUGCUUUUGCCUACGUAAGUAGGCAAGCAGGUCCCAUCAAAUUGGUCCAAAUCAGAGAUCGCCAAACUUUAAAAACGUGUCCCAUGAGCACACUCGCAAACUGGAGGAACUGUCAUGGGGCAUCCCAGCAGUGACACCCACCCCCUGGAAAUUGCCCAUCUCCAUGGUAAAGCUAAAGGGACCCCUGACCAUUAGGUCCAGUCAUGGCCGACUCUGGGGUUGCAGUGCUCAUCUCGCUUUAUUGGCCGAGGGAGCCGGCGUACAGCUUCCGGGUCAUUUGGCCAGCAGGACUAAGCCGCUUCUGGCGAACCAGAGCAGCGCACGGAAACGCCGUUUACCUUCCCGCCGGAGCGGUACCUAUUUAUCUACUUGCACUUUGACGUGCUUUUGAACUGCUAGGUUGGCAGGAGCUGGGACCGAGCAACGGGAACUCACCCCGUCACGGGGAAUUUGAACCGCCGACCUUCUGAUCGGCAAGUCCUAGGCUCUGUGGUUUAACCCACAGCGCCACCCGUGUCCCUGUCUCCAUUGUAGUUACCCCUAAAAAAAUGUUUUCUUCUGUAGCCAGUGAAGGAGUUUUUUCCAAGCUUAUUUGGAAGUGGGGGCAUUUUCCCAUAUUGCAAUUAGCUGUUUUUUUUAAAAAAAAGUCUUCCAGUGGCUACAAUAGAAUUCUUCUUUCAAGCCUGUUGGCUGUGGCGGCCUAGACUCUGCAUAUGCACCCAUGGGCAUGACACAUACUCUGAAUACAUACAUCCCUUGUGUUGCCAUAAAAACAAAUAAAGCUCAGGGGACCCUGAUGCAUGUCUCUUCUUCUGCCUAGAUGGGCCGUAUCCGUACACACUGAAACUGUGCUUCUCGACUGCUCAGCAUGCCUCGUAA